CAGCUUACACGUCAAAAAAGUAUCAUACCCAUGAUAUUGUUUCUUAGCAGCAAGUGUACAGAAGUCCCUCAACGGCGUGAGUUUACUCAUUAUGACUUCCUCAUGUGUAGCCCUACGGUGUGUGUUUCUUUAAGAGCAGGCAGUUCGACCCUCUGAAGGCGGGUUUGAGGCGGAGGUUCGUUUUCGGUGCGAUCAGCGAGGGGUGACCUAUAGGGGGUUCUUUUAUAUGCGACGACUUUUGUUCGUUUCAAGGCAAUCACAGCUCAAAGGUCUUGUCAGGCGGAAUUAUGAGCAAUUCCUCGGUUUCUGAAUAUGGAAAUGCAGUCCUUCGCGCACUAGCAGGGAAAUUACAAUCAAGAAUAGAAUCGCGUUUUCUCUAAAAAUAAUAAAUUAAAAAAUAAAAUAGCGAAGAAUUCCAAACGGUGCUUUCCCCUAACCCUACCCCCAUUUUCUUGUCCAGGUUUAUUGCUGACACACCGGGAGAGACGUCGGACUUCACAUUCAGCCAUUGUGCGUUUGGUGAUCAUGCGGCAGCCAGCGAGGGAAGCGUGAGGAGUUAAGCAGGCUCCAGAAAUCAAAAGAAGUGGCAAGAAUGCAUCUAAGAACAUUCUCAUAGACUCCGAGUUCAAGCCCCACCAAGUAACAAGUGUACAGCUACUGACAAUGCUACCUGGUGUGGGGGUCUUUGGAACAGGCAGCACUGCCCGGGUCCUGGUGUCUCUGUUGCGGGCAGAAGGCUUCACUGUGCAAGCUGUGUGGGGAAGGACGGAAGAGGAGGCCAAAAAGCUGGCUGCAGAGUUGAAGGUUUCCUUUUACACCAGUCGAACCGAUGAUGUUUUGCUGCACCAAGAGGUAGAUCUUGUCUGUAUCAAUAUCCCACCACCUCUCACCAGGCAGAUUGCUGUUAAAGCAUUAGGAAUUGGGAAGAAUGUAAUCUGUGAAAAAGCUGCCACUUCAGUGGAUGCUUUUAAAAUGGUAACAGCUGCUCGCUACUAUCCAAAGCUAAUGAGCCUGAUGGGAAAUGUGCUACGUUUUCUUCCUGUUUUUAUACGAAUGAAGGAACUGAUUGAUGAAGGAUACAUUGGAGAAGUAAUGGUGUGUGAUGUGCGCGUUUACUGGGGCAGCCUACUAAGCAAGACCUAUAACUGGAUUUGUGAUGAGAUGAUGGGAGGUGGUGGACUCCACACCAUGGGAACAUACAUUGUGGAUCUUUUGAGUCACCUCACUGGUCAAAGAGCAGAGAAGGUUCAUGGGCUGUUGAAGACUUUUGUGAAACAGAAUGGUGCUAUUCAUGGUAUCCGGCAUGUUACCAGUGAUGAUUUUUGCUUUUUUCAAAUGAUGAUGACUGGAGGGAUCUGUAGCACAGUUACCUUGAACUUCAACAUGCCAGGUGCUUUUGUGCACGAAGUGAUGGUUGUUGGUUCUACUGGAAGGCUUGUGGCCCGAGGUACAGACUUGUAUGGUCAUAAAAAUACCUCUUUCCAGGAAGAGUUGUUACUGGCUGACACAUCUGGUAUCUGCACAGCUGGAUGUUUUGAGAAGGGACUGAGAGACAUACCUUUACUGUACCUGAAAGGAAUGGUCUGCAUGGUGCAGGCUCUUCGGCAGUCCUUUCAGGGACAGGAUGACCGUAGAACCUGGGACCAAGGGCCCGUCUCAAUGGCAGCUUCUUUUGAAGAUGGGCUUUACAUGCAGAGCGUCGUGGAUGCCAUCAAAAAGUCCAGCAGGUCUGGAGAGUGGGAGGUGGUGGAGUUAAUGACUAAAGAACCUGAUGCUAACCAGAAUCUUUGUGAUGCUAUCCAAAGGAAUAAUUUAUAGCUGGGGAAGACUGGCAGAGGUUAAGCUGACUGAAAUUCUCAAAAAUGGGGAGGGGAAAAAUACCUUCUGUAAACGUUAGUGUCCGUAAUGGUGUUUAUUCAGUUUUGAAUUUUGACCACAGUUUGGCAAUUUAAUACUGGCAGGUUAAUGUAUUAGGUUUUGUCUUUAACCUAAUUUGGUGAACUUUGACAGACUGAUGUUUAGAGUGGCCGGCCAGCUGCACUUUAAGCUUUUUCUGGUUUCUUCACAUUAGCAUUUUGUCUUUUAUUGGAUGCCUAUCCUUACACAGCUCCUGAAUAUCAGUAACUACUGUUUCAUUUCAAGAAGCUGAAAUCCCAAAUGCCAUAAUUACCUGAUUUGAGCCAGGUUUAUAUUCAAGACAAUUAUCAUUAUUUUUACUGUUUUUUAAAAUGUUUUUUUUUUCUGCUCCCUGAGUAAAUCCAACAGGUCUGAAGCCUCUGCUGAAUGAGGCAUAAUUAAUAAUUACAUUUUUUUUGGCUCACAGUUUUGAUUUUCUGUGGCAGCAUACUUUAGACAUCCAAACGUUUUAAUGAGUUUUCUUUUUUCUGGAAGAGGAAAUGUUCUGGUCACCCUGCAGGAAGCUAAAGUGCAAAAACUCCUAUAAAACUACUUCAUGCAUUUAGAAGUGGUAUGUUACUUAAUGUUCUGGUUAGUAGAAAUGUUAUCAUUUUGCUUCAUGUAUAAUUUAAAAGAUAAGGUAAAAAUAGCAUUUUAUCAUACGGUGAAAAUAGUAACAUGUCAAUAGCACAAAGGAACAGGCAAAGACAGUGCUUAGUAUGAGUUUUAAGAUUUUUUUUUUUUCCUUUUUAUGGUUUUCAGAUUAAAAAAAGUGUGAUUACUGUAGAUUGUUCCUCCUUUCUCAGGUUAAAUUUAUUUAAAAAUUUAAACUUACAGCACAAUUAAGCCUUUAUAGAAUACAAAAUUUUAGAUCUACUGUUUUAAAAGCAAAACGAAACAAAACAAAAACAUUUGGCUAGCUCUUUGGCUCCCCACAUAAAGUUAGUCAUCUAUUGUUGCAUGCUUGUGUGUUAUUUAAACUAUGAAAACUACUGUCAAAAAAAAGUUCGGUGAAGCCUUGAAAACCUUUUAGAUCGCCAAAGCCACUUUUUGGUUGUUGGCAUAGGAUAUGGUAAUUGUUUAAUUUCAGAGGGCACUGUGGAGUUUCUCAUAUUGUUCAUACAGUCAAAACUAACCCAGGUCUUGAACCCUGAUGGUAUACAAAAUGAGGAAAGGCAGCAGCACACCUCAAAAUUAAUAGUUUGAACACUGGAAAUGGGUGGGGGUGCCGGGGUAGCGCGCACAGUAAAGUGCUUCAGUAGCACUACAGAUUUAUUUUACAAUUUAAAUAAGCAGGUGGAAUAUAUUUAUUAUGGGAGUUUUGCUUUAAAACUUUAUUAAAUAAUCGUUUAUUUAAAAAUGAUAAACACAGAUCUUUUUUCUUAUAAGAUGUACUGUAAUUUCUAGAUGGCUAUUUAUUAAAUUUUGGGUAUAGAUUUAAAAGGAACUUUUUUAUAUAUAAAAGAGAUUUAUAUGGUUUUAUUUUGGUGACAUUACUGUAUGGCGUAUGUCCAAAUAUCAUGUUUUUAUUAAUUUCUUUUAAACUGUGUUUCAUAUUUAACUGUAACUUUAAUAAAUGUGCUGAAGCCUA
Molecule: messenger RNA, 3487 nt
Organism: Erpetoichthys calabaricus (reedfish)
Lineage: Eukaryota; Metazoa; Chordata; Cladistia; Polypteriformes; Polypteridae
Product: glucose-fructose oxidoreductase domain-containing protein 2-like
Exons: 3
Coding region: 664-1818 (384 amino acids)
Molecular function (GO): nucleotide binding
Source: RefSeq, a predicted model, not a curated record